This is a messenger RNA of Heterobasidion irregulare TC 32-1, 1089 nucleotides long. RefSeq lists its product as uncharacterized. The record is from RefSeq and is a predicted model, not a curated record. The transcript is spliced from 3 exons. Gene Ontology annotation, molecular function: protein binding. NCBI's taxonomy places the organism in Eukaryota, Fungi, Basidiomycota, Agaricomycetes, Russulales, Bondarzewiaceae. The annotation marks the transcript as partial.
AGGGACGAUGAGUUCUACAUGUCGGAUGGGAGCUGCAUCAUCCUCGUCGAGAACACAUUGUUUAAUGUACAUCGGACAAUCCUCUCUAAAGACUCAUCGUCGUUCGGCACUAUGUUCACACUACCACAAGGCGAUAAUAUGGCCGAGGGUAUGUCAGAUGGUAAUCCCAUCAUCCUGAGUGGUGACUCUGCUCAAGCCUUCAAGAACUUCUUGUGGGCUUUAUAUGCUCUCCCUCAUGAGCUCAUCCAUAUCCAGUCCACCUCUGGAAAUCUUCCCCGCCUCAUCGAUAUCGCUCGCAUAGCGAAUAAAUAUACGUUCAAGUCCCUUGAGACAUGGGCGCUGGACGUCAUAGUUGGCCAAGUCUCCCGCAAAACCAUCCCCCCGACUCCAUACUCCAUCCUAUUAGCAUCCUCUUCACACCCGCAGUCUCAGUCGCAGCUAACUAUCACUCAAAUCACUGAUAGCGAACAAGUCAUUACCCUUGUGCGUCUUGCGCAGCUAUGUGGCCACGAAAGACUCCUUUCGGCGAUGGUCGACUCUUUGCGCAAGAUGGUCACUAUUUCCCCGGAAAACGCUUACAUUGCUAUGACUCUUGCUGAUGAGCUCGAUUUGCGCGCGCUCCGCGGUUCGGCUUAUAUGGAGGUGAUGAAGUUCAAAUGUGUCAUUUCCAAACGCGAUUCACUCGACUCUACGGAUGUUGUCCCAGAGGGCCAAAUGGAUAGCCAGGGGCGGUUGGUCAUCUCUGCGAACCAACAGCUGCGCCUGCUGACUGGGUAUUAUCGCCUCACCCAACACUGGGAAGCGCUGCGGUCCGAGCCUCCCACCUUGGAGCACGCAGCGACGUGCGGCGCAACGUGGAAUCAGCAUAGCUGCACGCAGUCAUGGCAAGAGUUCUGGCGAGACAAAACCCGGAGUGAUGCCAUCCUGAAGCUCGAUCUCGCAGACGUACUGGGUAGACUAAAGGUCGUCCUUCAGGAAUUCGACAAAUGGGGCACGGCAACCUUUAUGCAUCACGAUUGCAGGAUGCUUGCGAGGAGAGUUAUCCACGAUAAAUUGAAGGGGGUCCAGGAUAGGUUGCCGGAAUUUUUU